AUGUACACCGCGGAGAUGUCGCCCUACCCGAUGCCAGAUUCAUCCCAAGGCCCGAUGCACGCACUCCCCCUCUCGCACCCGCACUCGCACCCACACGGUCAGGUUCUUCCAGUGGGUGGGAAUGGAGUUGGAACAGGUGGAGGAGGAAGUCCAACGGCGGACAUGAUCCUACCCGAACACCUCAAGCCGAAUCCAUACAGCAUGGCACGGGCAUUCGAAGAGGCCUGGGGUGCGGGCCCAGGUGUCCAUCAUCACCACCACCACCAGGGCAGCCGAGCAACUCUCACGCACCUGUUCCCACCGCCUCCACCCCCGGCGACAUCCUCUCCAUCGAGUCCCUUGACAGGACCCGAUGGAACAAUGCACCUCAUUGCACCUCCCUGCCUCUCUCCUCAUACCCAAGCCUUUUCCUAUCCUUCCCCCUACGACCACGCUGCUAGUUCCUUCUCCGCCUUCCAGGCGUCUACUCUCUGA
Messenger RNA from Darwinula stevensoni, 474 nucleotides. NCBI's taxonomy places the organism in Eukaryota, Metazoa, Arthropoda, Ostracoda, Podocopida, Darwinulidae. The record is from the annotation of a GenBank genome assembly.